AAGGGAAAAAAUGGGAAUGAGGAAGUGACUGCAUACCCAAAAGAAGGCAUCUAUACCAUAUAUGGCAGAUAAUCCGACUUCUUAUGCUUGGCUACUGCAACUCUUGUUAGACAUCCAUGGAACUGUGAGCGCGUGGUAGAUCUAGAUCAUGGUAAUUGCCGCUACUGGCGCGGGGUUGCAGGCUCUGCAUUGGCACGAUUUCCCGGCGUGGAGGAAGAUGUAUUGGGGUAGGUUAGAUUAGGUAGUUAUUCCUUGCAUCGUGAAUGAGAUAGCCCCGACGAGAACAAGGCGUAACCCCGCUAUAGCCAUGCAACUUCCACUAGACAAAGAGUCUUAUACUGAUGGGGAGUCUUAUACCAAGCUGAAGAUGCCCUGCAUAACUAACGAGUACCUAAUCUUAAGUCCUACAGUUACAUCUAUGUUUGGAGGCAAUUUUGUAGGAGUCGAGUUAAGUCGAAAAAAUGAGCUUUAUGGUAGACUAUACGAUGCGCUUCAAUCCGGACUCCCCAAUAGAAUCGAUGCACAACUAGUACGUCUUGGCGUCCUCCGUGAAAAAAAGGGGGAUUCAAUUCUCAAGUACCUGUCAUACAGGUAUCUACCUAAUCCGCUCAACACAUCUCAUUAUACCUCCGUCCAAGAGUUGAAUCUGCAGAAACCAUCACGACUCGGGGUUCCAUUAAUACACGUGGGGGAAUGCCUUCACAGAGUCAAGGUCCUUUAAGCAGUCGGUCUUCCCUCAAAGCGUGGGUUUAUCGGCCAAUUUCGAUGCUGACUUCGAUGCUGACCUCACAUAUCGGGUCGGUUGAG
Daldinia caldariorum is the source of this 807-nucleotide messenger RNA. RefSeq lists its product as uncharacterized. The transcript is spliced from 2 exons. The record is from RefSeq and is a predicted model, not a curated record. The coding region runs from base 308 to 721 and encodes 137 amino acids. Lineage: Eukaryota; Fungi; Ascomycota; Sordariomycetes; Xylariales; Hypoxylaceae.